CCCAGCAAAGAACGAACUGGACCCUGAGAAUAAAACUGAAGCAGCCGGCGAAAUAAUACACAGAGCCCACGAUGCACCAGUGAACGCGACCGGCGACAAAGUGUUCCCGGGCAGCGGGUUCAUACUCCGGGCUACCAACGAUACGAAGCCGCCCGCGAAGAAUAAGAUUUUCCUUCUAAAUUUUUGGUUAACUACCAAUAAUUUUACUUUAUACAAUCUAGGAGUCUCUACUGCCAAUCCGGCUCAGUCAGACAAAGUAGAAGAUAAAUCAAAUGAUAGUACAAAACAUGAUUCUCACAAAGUUUCUAAGCAAGUCAGUAAUGGGACCGAUGAUGGCGACGAAAUAGCAGAUGAGGGAUGGGAAUACGAAAACACUACGAUUGUAGAUACAAGAAGAAUUUUGUACAGCAAAAAGGUUCCUAUUGGGAAAAGGCCUUAUAUGGUAUACCUCCAACUGACGAAAGAGUCAGCCAAGGCCCACAAAUACCGCGGCUGGCUUUGCGGAGGCGUCAUCGUCGACGCCUAUUACGUUCUGACAUCUGCCGCGUGCGUGGAAGACGCUGAUCACUUCUACAUUGUGUCUGGUACCACCAAGUUUGUGGACAGCUUCGAUUAUAAAUCGGAUGAUUGUGUCUGCAAGCAUAGGAGGCGGGUGGUGUGGAAGUGUAUCCCUAAGAAUUACAAGUUCGACUUCCAAGACAGCAUCAAAUGGUCGUCCAACGAUAUCGCGAUCGUCAAAGUGGACAAGCCUUUCAAGUUGGGAGUUUGCGAGAAGGGCUGCGAAUUUCCCACUGACCUUAUUUGCUAUAACAACAUUAGUAGAGAACUCGAGAAGCCAGGAACUAAAGGCUGGAUUGCUGGGUGGGGAAGUGGCAGUAACUUUAGAGAGGGAGUCUAUCGCCGUCAAAGAGUCCACAUACCAGAGAACGCGAAAUGUUUGCAAGAAGCAAAGGUCUGCGUGAUGGACAACGAGCAAUGCGCCAAGAAAUGGGCUCAAAGGUUCAGGAGCAUCAUCACUCAGUACAUGAUCUGCACCAAGGACGUCAUGAAACGGCUUAGCGAGAUCUGUGACAAAAAAUACGCCAACUGUACUGACGUGGAAAGUAGAAGACAUCUUGAGGGCUCAACAGAGGUUGGGGCACCUAAAACAUUUAACGUAGACCUCGGAAGGCAUUUGAGAGAUCCUGAUGAUUAUACAGCUAGACGAUCGUCCGUUCAGGGUGGAUUCUGUGAGAAUGACCACGGUGGCCCUCUAAUAGUAAAAUAUCAAGGCAUGGAGCGAGUGAUCGGUGUGAUCUCAGCGUGCAAGAUCGAUCCCAAGAGCCAUAGUUGUCAUGGACCGUUCUUGUACACUUCGGUGUUUAAAAACCGGCAGUUUAUCUCGUGCGCUAUUCACAAGGAUGUUGAGGAGAACUGCAGAAGGGUGUUCCGUACUGGUAUAACGCAUGAAGAAUGGUCCGUUAAUUGGGACGACGUGGAAGAAGACAAGGCAGACAGGGAUGAAAAAGAUGAUGACAGUGAAGAUGAGAAGCCGGAAAAAGAAGCUUUACGACAAAGCGAUAAAUGCCAUAGGGCAAUAAAGCUUUUAGUAAUAUUAAACCAAUUUCCUAAUCGCAGUAAGCAGUUGAAGAAACAAGAGAAGAAAAAAGAAUCCGACAGUUCUAGCGACAGCAGCGAAGAAGACACCAAAACAAAAAAAGAAAAGACCGAAAAGAAAGAAUCUAAAAAGAAAGAGAGCACAAGCAAACGCUCUAAAAGUAAAAAGAGUAAGAGCCACUCUAAAAAAGAGUCACACAAAGAGGAAAAGAAAGAAUCUGACUCUAAAAAGUCAAAGGAGAAGUCUUCUGACUUCAUAGGAAUGCAGAGGGGGGAAGUGUUUUAUGAAUCCAGUAGGGACGAAAAUGUCAAUGAGCCAGACGACGAAUAGGGUUUCUGGUAAAUAAAUGAGUAAGUUUUCAUAAGAGUUUCAUUCUUUUUCUAAUCCUGUCUGAAAGAGGAACAU
Molecule: messenger RNA, 2002 nt
Organism: Ostrinia furnacalis (Asian corn borer)
Lineage: Eukaryota; Metazoa; Arthropoda; Insecta; Lepidoptera; Crambidae
Exons: 12
Biological process (GO): proteolysis
Molecular function (GO): serine-type endopeptidase activity
Source: RefSeq, a predicted model, not a curated record